AUGUGUAGUUUAGCAAAGCGUGGGAACCUUUUCUUGCUAACACUUACAGGUGAUGGUGUGGACGAACAUCGCCUUAACUCUACCCUCAUAUCCUCUAUUCGGUCAGCUCUAUCAGAUGCCAGCUUCCACUCCACUCAUGGCUCAGUCUUGCUCACCAUUGCGCAGGGAAAGUUCUUCUGUAACGGCUUCGACUUCAACACAACCCAUACAAUCUUCCAACUGAACCAAGUCUAUAAGUGUUUGGUCGCGGAUUUCAUUUCCCUCCCUAUGCCGACAAUCGCGGUCGUUACAGGUCAUGCUAUUGGUGCGGGACUGGCGCUUGCGUUAUGCCAUGACUAUGUCUACAUGAGGCGUGAUCAUGGUUUGUUGAGUAUGAACGAGAUUCAUAAAGGGAUUAUGUUGCCUGACUAUGGGGUUGAGUUGAUAACCAAGGUGGUGAGGCGAGAAUCCCUGCGAGAUGUAUUGUUGCGAGGUGUAAAGGUGAAAGCGGAUGAGGCGGUAACGAUGGGGUUGGUUGAUAUUGCUUAUGAAGACCGUGAAAGUGCGGUGGAGGGUGGUUUGCGCAUGGGGGAGGAGUUAGCGAAGAUGAAGUGGAAUGGCGAGUUGUAUGCGCAGAUGCGAAAAGCUUUGUAUCCGGAGUUGUGUCGCGUGCUCGGGUUGGGUUUCAAGCCAAAGCUUUAA
Helianthus annuus (common sunflower) is the source of this 681-nucleotide messenger RNA. RefSeq names its product enoyl-CoA delta isomerase 2, peroxisomal. Bases 1 to 681 code for a protein of 226 amino acids. The transcript has a single exon. Gene Ontology annotation, biological process: fatty acid beta-oxidation. NCBI's taxonomy places the organism in Eukaryota, Viridiplantae, Streptophyta, Magnoliopsida, Asterales, Asteraceae. Gene Ontology annotation, molecular function: delta(3)-delta(2)-enoyl-CoA isomerase activity; enoyl-CoA hydratase activity. The record is from RefSeq and is a predicted model, not a curated record. Gene Ontology annotation, cellular component: peroxisome.